ACCCUGCGUUCACUAUAUCUGGUCUCUCCGGACCCUGCGUUCACUAUAUCUGGUCUCCCCGGACCCUGCGUUCACUAUAUCUGGUCUCCCCGGACCCUGCGUUCACUAUAUCUGGUCUCCCCGGACCCUGCGUUCACUAUAUCUGGUCUCCCCGGACCCUGCGUUCACUAUAUCUGGUCUCCCCGGACCCUGCGUUCACUAUAUCUGGUCUCCCCGGACCCUGCGUUCACUAUAUCUGGUCUCCCCGGACCCUGCGUUCACUAUAUCUGGUCUCCCCGGACCCUGCGUUCACUAUAUCUGGUCUCCCCGGACCCUGCGUUCACUAUAUCUGGUCUCCCCGGACCCUGCAUUCACUAUAUCUGGUCUCCCCGGACCCUGCAUUCACUAUAUCUGGUCUCCCCGGACCCUGCAUUCACUAUAUCCGGUCUCCCUGGACCCUGCAUUCACUGUAUCUGGUAUCCCACAGACCCUGCAUUCACUAUAUCUGGUCUC
Messenger RNA from Staurois parvus, 492 nucleotides. The record is from the annotation of a GenBank genome assembly. Lineage: Eukaryota; Metazoa; Chordata; Amphibia; Anura; Ranidae.